GCGCCGCUACUCCUCUUCCCCACGCCAACAAGGAGAAGCAGAAAACAAGCAGCCCGAGGGUGUGUGCAUGAAUUCUCAUAUUUAAAAAAAAAAAAAAGAAGAAAAAAACGAUUUCUAUGAUCUAGACCGAGUCGACGUUUAAAGGAUUUUUGAAGGAAAGUGCGAAAGACAGGCAGGAAAUUAGACGGGUGCCCCGCGCACUACUGCAUCCUCCCUCUCCAUCUCUGUCUCAUCUCUCCUCCUUCUCUGCCUCUGCGCUUUUCCAAGACUCCCAUCCCGACUAUCCCCAGUGACUGAUCACUUAUUGCGAGUCGUGAGCUGCCCUUUUCUUUUGUCGGAGUUUGAACCACAUUUCCGAUCUGCUGGAAGUAUACCGCCAGAGCCUCUGAAAGCUGGCUGGACUCUGUAGCUUUCGCCUUCCCGAUACAAGCGGAUCAUCGAGGGGACCUUGCGCGGAGUCAAAAGGACUGGAAAUUAUUUAGCCCUCUCACAUCAACGUACCGCAUGGUGGGAAUUUCUGCCUCGUUUCAGUAUCGCACUGGGAAGCACUCCACCAUGCCCGACUCACCUGCGGACGUCAAGACACAGUCCAGGUUGACCCCCCCUACCAUGCCGCCCCCUCCCAGCACGCAAGGUGCACCCCGUAACAGCUCCUACACCCCCACCACAUUAACCAAUGGCAGCAGCCACUCUCCUACAGCGCUCAACGGCGCUCCAUCUCCUCCAAAUGGCUACAGCAAUGGUCCUAGCUCCUCCUCCUCCUCCUCGCUGGCCAACCAGCAGCUGCCGCCGGCCUGCGGCGCCCGCCAGCUCAGCAAGCUCAAGCGCUUCCUCACAACUCUACAGCAGUUUGGCAACGACAUCUCACCUGAAAUCGGCGAGCGGGUCCGCACAUUAGUGCUAGGACUGGUGAAUUCCACGCUAACCAUCGAAGAAUUUCAUUCCAAGCUCCAAGAAGCCACCAACUUCCCUCUGCGACCUUUCGUCAUACCCUUUCUGAAGGCAAAUCUGCCGCUCCUUCAGAGGGAGCUGCUGCACUGUGCCAGGCUAGCCAAGCAGAACCCAGCUCAGUACCUGGCCCAGCAUGAGCAGCUGCUUCUGGACACCAGCACCACCUCCCCAGUGGACUCCUCUGAGCUCCUGCUGGACGUCAACGAGAACGGCAAGAGAAGGACGCCAGACAGAACCAAAGAGAACGGCUUCGAACGAGACAGUGCCCUGCACCCAGAUGUUCACCCUAGCAAGCGGCCCUGCACCAUAAGCCCUGCCCAGCGCUUCAGCCCAUCUAAUGGGCUCUCUUACCAACCCAAUGGCAUGCCCCACCCGGGCCCCCUCCCUCCGCAGCACUACAGGCUGGAUGACAUGGCCAUUGCCCAUCACUACCGUGACACCUACAGACACCCCGCCUCCAAUCAUCGGGAGAUCCGGGAGAGAGCCAGGCCUAUUGGUAUGCAUACAGGGACCAGGCAGGAGGAAGUGAUUGACCACAGGCUGACAGACAGAGAGUGGGCUGAGGAGUGGAAGCACCUUGACCAUGUAAGAAAACUGCUGAACUGUAUCAUGGACAUGGUGGAGAAAACAAGACGCUCGCUGACAGUACUGCGGCGGUGCCAGGAGGCUGACCGUGAGGAGCUCAACUACUGGAUCAGGAGAUACAGCGACGCUGAAGAGCUGAAGAAGGGCGCUGCCAGUGGGCAGUCAAGGCAGCAGAGCCCGGCAGCACAGGAAAACGCAACACCAGAAAUCCACAGGGAGCUGCUGCACCGGCCUGUGUCUGGCUACGUCCCUGAAGAGAUCUGGAAGAAAGCUGGUACGGGAGGCUUGACUUCCUCUGUCUCCACACUCUUUCCAGAAGAGGCAGUGAAUGAGGUGAAGCGACAGGCCAUGUCAGAGCUGCAGAAGGCUGUGUCGGAGGCAGAGCGCAAGGCUCAUGAGAUGAUAAGCAGCGAGCGGGCCAAGAUGGAGCGUACGGUAGCCGAGGCCAAGCGGCAGGCGGCCGAGGAUGCUCUCUCCAUAAUCAACCAACAGGAGGACUCCAGUGAGAGCUGCUGGAACUGUGGCCGCAAAGCCAGUGAGACGUGCAGCGGAUGCAACACAGCACGCUACUGCGGCUCCUUCUGCCAGCAUAAAGACUGGGAGAAGCACCACCAUGUCUGUGGUCAGACCCUCCAGGCCCAGCAGCAGCAGGCCAGCCAGCAGCAGGGAAGCGUCCCAGGGUCAGAGACCCCUGCUCCCAUCAGCUCCUCUGCCUGCACCCCGAGCAGCGGAACUGGGAGCCCGGCUGCUACCCCGCCUGCUGCUACCCCUCGCUCCUCCACCCCCAGCACCCCAUCCUCCUCAGCCCUGGAUGGCACACCGCGCUAAGAGACUCACACAGAGGAUGGAGGCAAAUGUCUCCGGGGCUAAACAGCCAGCCCUCAACCCCACAAACAGCAUGACUGUCUACAUUGCCUUGCAAAGAUGCUAAGCUAACGUGGCUAACAGAAAAAGAUGGCAAUGCUUCUGUCUAUCUUGCAGUGUAGUCAUAGAAGGAGGAGGAGAAGGUCCAUAAUCAGGUCAUAUUGACUUGCCAUGACUUUAAAGAAACACAAAGAUAUUCUUUGUUUUGAAUGAAUGAAUUUAAAUAUUGACAUCCUUUUAUUGUUACACUUGCUAUUCUUGUUGUCUGUUUGUCGUCGUGCUUGUUGUUGUUAAUGUUGUUGUCAUUGUAGCUUAUCUUAUUUUUUUUCCUGUAAAUAUUAAGAGACUGAGCAGAGAUAGCCGUGAACUCGAGUCAACUCAAGUAUAUCUGACCUCCCCUUUUUUAAUGUUUUUAAGUUUCCAUCCUUGAAUUAAUGCUUAUUUCUUCCCUGUACCUGGGACAUGAAACUAGUCAACCUCAUUUUACCAAACAGCUUACCAAGGGAAUAUGUCUAGCUAGCAGAACAAUGGAAGUCAUCAAUACUCUUUAUAAAGAAAGAUAUUAGAUUUAAACACACUGAAAGACACCGAUGGAUGGACUGAUAAACAAGUCUGUUGCCUGGAGAGAGGAGAGGUAUGGACUGAAUAUCUGGCCCGCAGACCGCCAUGAAAUGGGCAGAUGUGCAGCAGAUUGCAAGCAGAGCCAGCUGUUCAACCAAUGUUAUUUCGCUCUCACUUGUAAUAAUAUCCAGGUCAAUGGGCUGGGAAAUACAAAUCCGUCUCCCUGAAGGAUGUAAAAGGAAGAAUUCAUGGACAUGCUACAAAACUUUGCCCACUGCACAUGUGGAGGAUGUACUGACUAGAAUUCGCACGUGCAUGCUUGGUGGGUCACAGAAGCUCUCAAACAAGGAAGUGAAGUCAUCACCCCACCAGUGAGACUGUCAAAUCACCAUGACAGCAGCCGCUGGGCCACUCAGAGCUGAGAACCUACAGAACUCAGUAGGAAGCUCAUUCUGCGCCCCAGAUGCUCCCCUCCUGUCUCAACUCUGAAAAACAUUUUCAUCUUUCUGUUCUUAUCUGUUCUUAUUCUUUUUCUGUAGAUGUCAUGGUGUUUAAGACUUCUGUCCUGUGGUGUCAUCAAUGGUUAUUUAUUGUAUAUGUGUUGGACAAUUGUGACAAUGCAUAGUACUUCAACCAGUCACAACUCCAAGUCCUUCAUAACUCUCUCUCUUUCUC
Morone saxatilis (striped sea-bass) is the source of this 3636-nucleotide messenger RNA. RefSeq names its product RUNX1 partner transcriptional co-repressor 1 (gene runx1t1). Gene Ontology annotation, cellular component: nucleus. The coding region runs from base 505 to 2364 and encodes 619 amino acids. NCBI's taxonomy places the organism in Eukaryota, Metazoa, Chordata, Actinopteri, Moronidae. Gene Ontology annotation, molecular function: transcription corepressor activity. The record is from RefSeq and is a predicted model, not a curated record. Gene Ontology annotation, biological process: negative regulation of DNA-templated transcription; DNA-templated transcription. The transcript has 11 exons.